GACAGCACUUUGAGCCUCCCGUACAGGCUACAUGCUCAUGUGGGCUGUCUGCAGUGGUCUUCCUGCCUUCAGCGAGGAGCAUCACGGUCUAAAAUGAUCCCAAGAUACGAUGUAGUCCCCACUGAAAGCGUCGGACCAUUCCAGCUGGGCGAUAGUCUCUGGCACGUCCUCGAGAUCUUACGACUGAGCAAGGUUCAUUAUCCGAAAGUCGAGGUCGCAUGGGAUGCAGAUAAUGCCGCCAAAUCCGCCGUCACUAUUCACCUGCCGCACCUCGACCUCUAUUUCCCUGCUAGCAUACAUCAGACCUUGACAUUGAUCUUGAUCUCCUCACUGGCAGACGUAGUUCUGCUGUACUCUGAUCGGGUCCUCUCUUCGGCCACAGAGCGACUCACACGAGCACGCGUAGCCAAACUAUUGGGUCCAACCCAUGCUGGCGGGUCAAGUGGAAAGAUCUCGUACCCCGGCAUAGAGUUUGACUUUGGGUCGGGAUCGCUGUCAGGUCGAGAAGACAGAGUGCAGAGAAUCAAGCUGUCCCCUCGGGAGGAUGACAGUGAGAUGGUGACUAUCAAUCCUAUCGUAUCGUGCGUGCUCAGGCCAGGCAAAGGCGUCACGAUAUUUCUGCCCGACCCGUUGGACAUUACAAUUGGCAAGACGACCGCUGUAGACCUCAGGACUGACCUUGGGACGCCAACGGGGAAGUAUUGGAAAUCAGAUGAUAGAUUGGCUAGAAUGUGGGGAUCAGCUGGAUCCAUUGAACUCAAGGACGGAUAUCGUUUCUGGAAUUACUUCCAAUACGGCCUCGACUUUCUGCUCGAUCCGGACAGCGUGGUCUGCAAGAUCAUCUGCCAUUCAAAUCUGCCCGGAACUCCCCUAUUCCAACGCUAUGCUCGAUGCCCAUGGACUUUACCAUCCUCGAUCGGAGAUCUCACAUUUGAUUCGCCCAUAGUCUCCUUCCGGUCCAAUCUCUCGGCCAAGGCUCAUGCGUCCUAUGUUGAUGAAGUCAGGUUAUCCGUGCCAGAUAAAUCUGUCAGACCAGUAUCUCCGGGUAGCACCAGCUCAAAAGGGAGUGAAAGCGGAAAGGUGUCAGCGAAGCGAACCGAAUCAACAAAAUCGACGGCGAUGAAGAAGAAAGCUCAGUCACAGCCUGGACGAGCAGAAGUCAUCGAUUGGAAGGAGGACAUCAUGGUGCUCGAUCGCUUAUCUGAAGAAGGGUAUGAGGGUGUCAACGGAGUCUCCUGGGCUUUGACGGAAUCAUCGUUGAAGAGGACCAAGCCAGCGGCGGGAUAUGUUCCGUCUUAA
Molecule: messenger RNA, 1299 nt
Organism: Kockovaella imperatae
Lineage: Eukaryota; Fungi; Basidiomycota; Tremellomycetes; Tremellales; Cuniculitremaceae
Exons: 7
Coding region: 94-1299 (401 amino acids)
Biological process (GO): Golgi to plasma membrane protein transport
Cellular component (GO): trans-Golgi network
Source: RefSeq, a predicted model, not a curated record